AUGCGUAAGUGCAGCAAUUACAAUUACGGAGAUCCGUUAUCGUCGCCCAUUGAGGGUCAACAAAAAAUGUGUAGUUUGAAAUCUGCCAUGGCGAAAAGCAUUCGAUCUGUUUUAUCACCACUCUUGUUAAUCAGUUCAGUGUGCGGUUUGAGAAUUAUCGAGUUUUCCGCGGGACAUCCAAAACUUUGGUUCAGUCUCCUAUAUAUUCCGUUACUGUGGUCGGUUUACUAUUUUUUCGUGAUAGCUAAAGUAAUUUCUUAUAUACCAGAUGACUCCAACACUUAUAUUAUUUACGUUUUAUCGAACUUUUUAACAGUUUUAUUAUCAAUAUUUCUCGGAAUAUAUUAUGAUAAGAAAUUUAAAUACUGUCUAAAAAAACUCGCUAUUGUGGAUGACACUUUGAAGAAACUCGGAACAACAACGGAUUAUAAUAAAUUAAAUAGAAGAACAGUAUGGAUUAUCUUAGGAUGGUCUGUAACAGUGUCAUUAUUAAAUUGUUGCGAAUAUUUACGGUGGCACGAUGUGCAUGAUGCUCUGAAUUCCAUCCUUGCAACGCUUACAUUAAACUAUUGUUCCGAUGUCAACAUUAUUGACGACUUGAUUUUUGCUAGUAUUCUCGGAUACUUAGGAUUGAAAUUUGAUCAAGUCAACGAACAUCUUGGCAAAAUGGUAAAAGACAAUGUACGUAGGACAAAGCGGGCUAUGGAAAAUUCUACGUUACAUUCUCCACAAUGCAAACUUCCGAGUGCUCUAAAUAGUAAACAUAUGGCAUGGAUAAUAAUACAUCUUCACCUGGAGUUAAAGAAAAUAUCUUACGAGAUAAACUCAAUAUUCGAAAUACAAAUGACUUGGAAGAUGAUAUGUUAUUUCGGUUUUAUAGCGGAGUUUUUCCGUGAAGCUUUUGUUACGAUAUUAGUGAGGAAUUACGACUCUAAUAAAAAAAUCUUGUUCGUCACUAUAAUCAUAUUGUGGCUCAUUUGGUAUAUCUCCAGAAUUGUCUUGAUCAAUUAUAUGUGCGAGAGAGUCAGUGCAAAGGCAAAUGCAACACGCAAAGUUAUAAGUAACGUAUUGUAUUUCUCUUGUGAUGUUGAAAUACGUGAAAAUGUAAGCUUCAAUGUUAAGUAUAAAAGACGUUACUGCCUAAAUUAA
Molecule: messenger RNA, 1149 nt
Organism: Vollenhovia emeryi
Lineage: Eukaryota; Metazoa; Arthropoda; Insecta; Hymenoptera; Formicidae
Exons: 5
Coding region: 1-1149 (382 amino acids)
Biological process (GO): sensory perception of taste
Cellular component (GO): membrane
Source: RefSeq, a predicted model, not a curated record